AUGGAAGAAAAGAGCAUGAAGGCAUCCAACCUCGUCAAUAAGUAUGGUUGGAUCAUCUUCCCUCUGUUAUUAUUGGGACUGGGCGUUAGCAUCAUCAUUGUAUCAGUUGUCAUGACUCGGAAUGCUGAGAAGGCUAUAAUGAAAGAUUCUGAUGAUAUGCUCACGAUGUUGUUUGCACGUCUAGACCAACGCUUGGUUGAGAUGAAUGGCUAUACCUUCAAUGUUGCAACAUUACUCAACCCGAUCGGAAACUUGUCAAAAUUCUUUGACAUCAAGAGAAUGGUGGUGCCACGGUUGUUUGCAGCAUUUAUGGUGCUCCCAUGGGUUUCAGAGAUCUCUUAUGUUAGAGUCAAUGGGCUUCUCUUCUCAUACUACCAUGAUAAGAACAAGAUCAUUGCUGUGUUCUCGAACACAUCCCAUUCUUCCAGUAAUUCCACUACCUAUCAUUUAUAUAGACAAUCUGUAGAUCAGAGUACUGGGGAGGUGUUCGGAGAUGCAAUUCCUUUCACUCGACUAUAUUCUAAUAGCCAGUGGCUUCAAGAUGCAUUCAAUGGCAAGAGUGGGAAUGCUUCUUUAGGAGUUGGAUGGGGAAAUGCUAGGGAUGAUCAGAUGCUCUUUUUCACAGCUCCAGUGGCAAAAGCAGGAGUUGUUUCAGUUGGAAUUACGGUAAAAGAUUUUGUGGGUAACAUUUCUAGCAUCUACCUUCACGGUGCACUCAUAUACAUUGGUCUAGAAGAUGGACCUCCACAUACUCGCUAUAUGCUUCGCAAUAGUACAAUAUUUGCUUUUGAUCGGAAGGACAAUUUACAAAAGGCAGCGUAUGCCAAUAUUUCCUGCCAAGUUGAAAACUAUGUAGGUCAAGGUGUUGGUCCAUCAAAUGAUAAUUAUUUGAGCAUUUUAGGUAGAACAUACAAGUAUAGUUGUGGUGAACUCAACAUGUACGGAAUCCGAGUGGUAUCUAUCGUAGCCCUCGCCUAUAAGAAAAGUAUAAUCCUGGUACAGAACAUCCAGAUUGUACUUCUCCAGCUUGAGUCAUUGAUGAUUCUUGGUGUGAUUAUUGGGAGCUACAUAAUCUUCCUAUUAUUUAGAAGAUCCCAAGUACAAGAGACAUUGUUACGUGCAAGCCUCAUCAAGCAAAAGGAGAAAAAUCAGCACGAAGAGAGGAAGAGUAUGAACAAGAGUUUGGCAUUUGCUAGUGCUAGCCAUGAUGUGCGUAAUAAUCUUGCAGCCAUCACCGGUUUAGUAGAACUAUGCCGUACUGAUGCCCCCCAGGAUUCUGAAUUAGAGAGAAACUUGGAGAAAGCAAAUAGUUGUGCAUCAAAACUUCUAGGGAUACUAAAUUCAGUUCUUGAUACAAGUAAAGUGGAAGCAGGAAAAAUGCAAUUAGAAGAGGUUGAAUUUGACAUGGCCCAGGUUCUUGAAGAGUCAAUUGAUAUAUUUUAUGUAUUGGCUCUUAAGAAAGGUGUUGAGGUGAUUUGGGAUCCUUGCGAUUGCUCUGUUUUUAGAUCAUCAAAAGUCAAAGGAGAUUGCAGGCGACUAGCACAGAUUCUGGAUAAUUUGCUCGGCAAUGCAGUGAAAUUCACAUCCAAGGGACAUGUGGUUGUGCGUGCUUGGGCUAAGAAGCUUAGCAUUGAAAACUUGAAACAUUCUUAUCAACAUGGAUGCCACUUUACUAACUUAUUUGAUUGUCUACCAAAGGGGCUUUGGAAAGAUGCAGAUGUCGACAUGGAUUUGGACACUCUUAAUUCUAUUCAGCAUGAUCCAAAUUCUAUUGAAUUCAUUUUUGAGGUAGAUGAUACUGGUAUAGGAAUCCCUAAAGAAAAGAGAGCUUCUGUCUUUGAAAAUUAUGUUCAAGUCAACGAAUCAACCAUUGGAGGACAUGAAGGCACUGGUUUGGGACUUGGAAUUGUUCAAUCCUAUGUUCAUUUGAUGGGUGGGAAUAUCAACAUCCAAGAUAAAGAACCAGGUGAACGAGGAACAUGUUUCAGAUUUAAUAUAUUUCUAAAAUCAAAUGAAAUUUCUUUCAAUGGUGAAGGAGAGGGCACAAAUACUAAUAGCAAUCUAGUAUCAAAUUUGUCACAUGAGAGAUAUAUAUUUGCUUCUAGUGACCCAUAUACAGAGAAAAAUGACACUGUCCAAUCAAAUAUUCGAGCCAUGGCACUUAGAAGAGGUCUUAAGAUGGAAGGUAUUCACUCUCUGCUUUUGGUUCAAGGUGAUGAAACAAGAAGAAUUUUGCAAAGAUGGAUGGAGAACUCUGGGAUUAAUGUCUGGGCAAUUCUGCAACCGGAGCUUCUAUAUCCUUCACUUGAAAAGAUUAAGAACGAUCUCAGUUUCUCAAAAAGGUUUGAUUCAGUAUCAAGUAAUGUCUCCUCAGAGAAUGACUACAAGAAAGAAAAAGAAGAGUAUUUUAGUUCGAAAGAUGAGGAUGAUCAAAAUUUGCCUAUCACUAGUAAGAAAGAUCACAAUGGGAUAAGUUUUGGAGGCUCAUCCACUUAUGUCAUAGUCAUUAUUGAUAUGAGUUGUGGAAAUAUCACAGAGAUGUGCUCAAUCUUGAAGAAUUUUACAAGCAGCAUUCAUAACAUGCAAUAUAAAAUUGUUUGGUUAGCCAAUUCUGAUACACCUAGUGCUGAUUUAGAAAUAUCUAAAGAGGUAGUUUGUGAUCUUAUAUUACAAAAGCCCUUACAUGGUUCUCGUUUAUAUGCACUUUUGAAACUUCUACAAGAGUUUGGAGGAAUAGAUGAAGCUCCUCAAUCAAGCCAACAUUUUCACGCGAGAUCUCCAAUGAGAUGCAAUGUAGAUGAUGAGAAACCUUUAAGUGGCAUGAAUGUCUUGCUUGUUGAAGAUGCAUCUACUUUGCGUCAUUUAUCUACAAUUAUGCUUUCACACUUUGGUGCAAUUGUUGAAUCGUCUGAAAAUGGGUUAGCUGCUUUGAGUUUAAUCAAAAAGGCUCUACGAGAGGCAGCUUAUUUGCAUGAUGGAAGCAUCCAAGUGCAAGGAACUUCAAAGAACUUCCGUUAUGAUAUUGUUCUCAUGGACUGUGAGUAUUUUCUAAUAUCUUUUUGUUUUAUCUCUCAGAUGCCAAUAAUGAAUGGUUAUGAAGCAACAAGAUAUAUACGAGAAGAGGAAAAGUAUUAUGGCCUCCAUAUUCCAAUUAUUGCUCUAACUGCUCAUACAACACCCGAGGAAGAAAGGAAGAUAGUUAUUUCUGGAAUGGAUUUUCACUUGACAAAACCAUUACAAAUUGACCAGUUGCUAAAAGCUAUUAAUAGUGUUUGUCAAAAAGAGAAGUAUUAA
Elaeis guineensis (African oil palm) is the source of this 3294-nucleotide messenger RNA. The record is from RefSeq and is a predicted model, not a curated record. Lineage: Eukaryota; Viridiplantae; Streptophyta; Magnoliopsida; Arecales; Arecaceae.